This is a messenger RNA of Fomitopsis serialis, 2643 nucleotides long. Its product is annotated as COG complex component. Lineage: Eukaryota; Fungi; Basidiomycota; Agaricomycetes; Polyporales; Fomitopsidaceae. The record is from RefSeq and is a predicted model, not a curated record. Gene Ontology annotation, cellular component: COG complex; membrane. Gene Ontology annotation, biological process: Golgi organization; protein transport; intra-Golgi vesicle-mediated transport. The transcript has 15 exons. The coding region runs from base 1 to 2643 and encodes 880 amino acids.
AUGUCCACCCUGAAGAGUCCAGAAGUCGAUAGCGCCAGCAGUGACCCGUUCGACUUACAACGACUGGCUGAGGAACUCGCGACAAGGGAGAAAAAUCCGUCAUCUCAUGCGCGAUAUACAGACGAAGAAACCACGAAGGCCGAACGAGACCUACCGGUCUACGUCCCACUAUCUCACAACAAUCCCUACCUGUCGGCCAAGGAGUUCAAUGUCGAGGAGUUUCUCCUUUCGAGGUCAUACACCUCUCUUCCUGACCUGCGCUCGGAAUUGCGUGACUAUCUCGCGGCGUUGAAGGAGGAGCUCGUGAAGCUCAUCAACGAUGAUUACGAGGCUUUCAUCAGCCUCAGCACGGACUUGAGGGGAGAGGGCGCGAGGCUGGAGAGGUUAAAAUCGCCGCUGUCUGACAUAAAGUCUCAUGUACUUGCAGCCCGAGAGGUGCUCCAGGUGGUUCAAGAGGAUAUCCAGCUGAAGCUAAGCAAGCGGUCAGCCCUAAGAGAAGAGAAGGCCUUUCUGCACUUGUUGCUCAAGAUCUCAGAAUCCACAACACGGUUGGAAUCUCUCCUCCUUAUAUCUUCCCCCGACAAUUCGGGGACAGAUGGGAUGAAGGUAGCCUCUCGGAGUGAAGACGCCGCCGAGGACAGGACGAGAGGUAAUCGCGCCAAACACCUUGCCCGGGUUGCAACGGAAUAUACGCAGCUGCUUUACCACGCAGCCAAAGCGCGCGAGACGGCACACCAACCACUGACAUGUCUGCGGCAGCGCAUAGACCGAAUCAAGUCUACGCUCUCCUCCGACCUCGAUCACCUCUUCGCCAGCACACUCACUUCGCUGACAUCCGGCAGUAGGGAACAGGGCAGGGACAGCAAGACAGGGGAGCUUGACAAGGCCAAGUGGAUCGCGGAUGUGACGGAAUGUCUACGCACGUACGACGUCCUCGGGCUCUGGCGCGACGCAGAAGACGUUCUCCGUCGCGAGGUCGUCAGAGAGUUCGUCAAGAAGACCAUCCACCCCGGUGCGCUCGCCUCCCCGCACUCGCCGAUCCUCCCACACACCCCGCUUCCACCAAAGAACUCCGCCGCGCCCCAGCCGUCCGCUGCGGUCCCGCGCACGCCAUACACGCCCUUCACUGCGUUCGCGUCCAAGCAGAACCCGUUCGAGUUCAGCACGCAGCAGGCAGGCGCGCAGGCGCAUAUCCUCGACGACCGCGAGGACCCGCUCGCGGGGCUAUACAAUGCUGUCCUUCGCUUCGUGGACCGCGAUUUGAGGCGCCUGAUGGAGAUCGCGGAACGCGUAUGCGUGAAGUCGGGGUCGAGAGCUGGAGGGUACGGGGGCGAGCAAGGAGGGUUUGAGGUCAUGGCGAAUGUGGUGUGGGCAGAGAUUGGUAGAGCGAUUCUGGACGAGCUGGGAGCGUUGUGUUCGCUGCCGGGAAACCGGAUGACUUUCGCAGGGUGCCACCACGAGACGACGCAGGCGUUCAUCCGCUCACUCGAAUUCCUCGCGCCGUCGGUGCAUGCCAUCGAGGUCAUGCGCGCGCACCCGGUGUACGUGCAAUUUGAGCGCCGCUGGCAGCUGCCCGUGUACUUCCAGCUGCGGUGGAAGGAGAUCGUCACGAAGUUGGAGGAGGCACUUGCAGUAACGCGCUUGGAGCGAACGCGUCACAGAGCGAUUAAGCCAUUCGCGACAACCCAAACUGCUGCUGUUUGGGAUGCUAUCAGUACUUGCUGGAGCGCAUCCGUUUACAUCCCGGAGCUGAACCAUCGCUUCUGGAAAUUCACGUUGCAGCUUCUCAGUCGACACAAGACCUGGUUGCAGAGCAGCCUUCCUGCGUUCGAGGCAACGCCUAAGGUCGCGGCCGCUGUUGCGGCCGAGAAGCUUGGUUCGGUGCCAGGUUCUCCCGCAUCGCUUUCGCGCGCAGCUACACCCAACUUGCCCCAGGAAGCCGCUUCUCCAGAGGCGGCCGCAGCCGACGAGCAGUCGCUAUACCAAUUCUCCACAGCUAUCAUCGACAUCAGGGCAUUGGAGUCGCAGGUGUGGAAGCUCUGGCGCGAAGAGCUGAGUAUCAUGUUGCCUGAGGUCGAUAUUGGAGAAGGCGAUCCAAGCUCUGAGGAUGGCCUCCGACAGGCCCUCUCAGGUCUGUCGUCGCUUGUCCCUUCACUGUCUAGCCAGAUCAUUACUAUCCUCUCCCGCCGCGCUUGUGAAGCGCUGUUGUCGAUGCGCUCGAUACCCUCGCAAUUCAGAGCGAUGUCGUCGAGCAGACGUAUCCCAACGGAGCCGAGUUACUUUGUCUCAAUGAUCUUCAAACCUGAUGAGUUCAUGCAGGCAUAUGUGGAGGAGAUAUUCGAUAUCGUUGCACAAAGGUACAUCCAUUUCUUGUCGGCGAUGCGCAAGACCGAGGAGUCGCUUCGCCGGCUCAGGAAAGGCAAGAAAUCGGCGUUCUCGCUGUUUGGCGGGCCGACGGCCAAAGAAGAUGACGGGCGGGCAGACGAAGAAAAGAUCCGGGCUCAGAUGAUGCUGGACGUGGCAGCAUUCGGGAGGGAUGCUGAACUGCUGGGUGUUGACGUGCAGCGCAGCCAGACCUUCAAGGUCCUGGAAGAGAUGGCCGGUGCCAGCUUUACCGACGUUCCGAUGGUCGACUAUCAGUAA